CGUGGUAACAGCGCGAGAGAUUUCGACGGCACAUUUAUCGUACAUUUAAUACGAAUUCAUGAAUGAAAUAAACUGUUAUGUAAAUUAAAAAAGUUUUAAAAGUCAUACCUUAGUCUGUAUAUUGUAGAAAAAAAAAGAAAUUAGGCGCGAGUGUAUUUUGCCAAAAAAGUUCCGAUUACAAAUUAAGAAAUAAAAAGUUUCGUAUUUGCAUCCAGCCAGUAAGGUGUUUUAUAGUGCAAGCGUCUAGAGCUGUAAUUAAGGUGGCAUAAUGCGCGAGAGCCUUCGCCGGCUGGCGUCGGAGGACGGUGAUCGACCAAUGGGGAACGAGCGUCGCGCGCGCAUCGAACUACUCAACGGGGAACACAUCAAUGUUGAUGUCGACCGCAAGGCGAAGGGAGGCGACCUGCUAGACCGAAUAUGCGCCGAGCUUGAGCUAACAGAGAGGGACUACUUUGGUCUACUACACGCACAAAGAGGAGACCCAAGGACAUGGGUGGAUUUGGGGAAAAGACUCUCCAAGACUUUCAAAAAUGAGCCUUGGGACAUGCGUUUUGCCGUCAAAUUCUACCCUCCCGAGCCCUCUGAACUGCAAGACGACGAGACCCGCAACCAACUCGCUUUGGCCGUCAGGAGGGACCUUAUGGAAGGUCGCCUUUCGUGCUCCAUGAUAACUCACGCGCUCCUAGCAUCCUACGUACUCCAAGCAGAGCUGGGAGACUACGAGCCAGGACACGUGGCGCCUCCCGUCAUAGCUGCCCACAGCGCGGCGCCACCUAGCGUCAGGACAGAGGAGUUGGAUGACCAUAUAAAGGAUCUUUAUAUGAAACACAAAGGCCAGACCCCAGCGGAGGCCGAGUUAUGCUACCUGGAGAACGCCAAAAAACUGCCCCUAUACGGAGCCGAACUGCACUGCGUCAGGGACUCUGAGGAUGUGGACCUGGUGCUAGCAGUUGGAGCUGGUGGCAUCGCUGUUUACAGAGACGGCGUCGUAAUGAACCGCUUCCCCUGGGCCAAGAUCACCAAGAUCAGUUACAACAAGCGCGUAUACACGCUCCGACUGCGUGCGAGCGAGUUCGACCAGUUUGAGACACAUCUGGGCUUCAACCUGGCUUCAACACGUGCUGGGAAGAAACUGUGGCGGUGUUCCGUCGAACACCAUAUGUUCUUCAGGAGAGCAGCGCCCGUGCCCGUGGAGCGCAUCGCCGGGUUCCCGCGCCUCGGCUCGCGGCGCCUGUCGUGCCGCCGCACGCUCCGCCAGAUGCGGGACUUACCCCGGGAAAUUACGGCUUAACACAUUCAGGGCCAAGAACCCGACUGUCGGGUACACUGUUCGUAGCGACUACGCGCUACAUACGGCGAAAACGUGGCUACGCUCUACGAGCGUAACGCGUGGCAUUUAGUGGCAAUGAAUGUGUUAACACAUCAAUUUCCUCAUUUAGUUGGGGGGGUGUCAUGUACCGUGAUAUUGUCGUCGACAAUAUAUGGCGGUUGGCGCUUACGCUAUUAUUAACGACGCUCCAAUAUUAUUGCGGCCACCAUAAGGUACCUUUUGCCGUGGAACGUCACACAUCUUUACUAUUUCAUAUCUAGUGAAUCUCUAAUUAAUUUCCCGAAUCGCGCCGUAAGUAUGUAGCGAAGUUCAAUAUUUUAAAGAUUUAUCAUGAAAAUUUACCAAGGUAGGUACUAUAACAGCCCCUUA
Messenger RNA from Cydia splendana, 1699 nucleotides. RefSeq names its product protein 4.1 homolog. Gene Ontology annotation, cellular component: cytoskeleton; plasma membrane. Gene Ontology annotation, molecular function: cytoskeletal protein binding. The coding region runs from base 269 to 1291 and encodes 340 amino acids. Lineage: Eukaryota; Metazoa; Arthropoda; Insecta; Lepidoptera; Tortricidae. The transcript is spliced from 8 exons. The record is from RefSeq and is a predicted model, not a curated record.